Molecule: messenger RNA, 2481 nt
Organism: Phragmites australis (common reed)
Lineage: Eukaryota; Viridiplantae; Streptophyta; Magnoliopsida; Poales; Poaceae
Exons: 4
Coding region: 156-2273 (705 amino acids)
Source: RefSeq, a predicted model, not a curated record
GCUGUCAAGGCACCGGCAUGUGAGUCGGUGAGUGGCGGUGUUAGCUGAGCCCCGCGCCCCCACGAAGUCCGCUCCAGCAAGUGCAGCUCAGCUUGGCGUGCGCGGCCUCAGUGCGGCAGUGGCAGCUCGCCAGUAGCCACGGCCGGCGCGGAAAGAUGGCGGACUCCACGGCCAUGACCAUCGACUUCCUCCGCGCGCGGCUGCUCUCCGAGCGGUCCGUCUCGCGGGCCGCCAAGGAGCGCGCGGACGAGCUCGCCAAGAGGGUCGCGGAGCUGGAGGAGCAUGUCCGGGCGGUGACGGGGCAGAGGCGACAGGCGGAGCGGGCGGCCGCGGAGGUGCUGGCCAUCCUGGAGUCCCAGGGCUUCGGCGGUCACCUCUCGGACGCGACCGAUGACUCGGGCUCCAACCAGGACGGCGAGGAGGAGGAGGACGCGAAGAGCCGCGGCGAAUCGGCACGCGCCCUCGGGGAGGAGGAGCCAUCGGCGGCGCAGGGCGAGGUGGAGGACGCGCUGUCCGGGACGGCCCAGCUCGGCGGGCUGUCGUGGAAAGGCCGCAGCGUAAGCCCGCGCAAAGUCAGGCAGCUCAAGCAGAAGCACAGGAGGAGCUACUUCUACCUGCUGUCCCCCGAUUCCUCGCCCAAUUACCGCAUGGGGCAGUCGUGCCGCAAGAACAAGCGGCGGAUGGAGCUGAGGUUGGCGUCACCGGAAGAGGACGGCGGCAACGUCAUGGCCGCGGAGAGUCUGAAGGGUAGGCAAGAUGGAUCGGACUGUACGGAUGACGGCCAGGCUGACAUGGACGGCGAGGCGGGUGGAGAUGAAUGGAGUUCAGGGGAUGGCGGUGGUGGCCAGUACGUGAUCAGGUACGAGAAGGAUGGAGAUAUGGAGAGGGUGCUGGAGAGGCAAGCCGAGCUUAUAGGGCAGUACGAGGAAGAGGAGAAAUCUCAGAGGGAGUGGGAGAUGCAGUACAACGAGAACCGGAAUGCAAAUAAGGGUGAUGUCGAGGUAGAGCAUAAGCCAUUUCGAGAAGUUCAUUGUUAUGGAGAGGUGAAAUCAAGUGACAAAAAACUUCCCAACACCAGCAAUCCCUCUGCUGAAUGUCUGCCGUACGGUUCCCUUUCAGAAUCACCACAAAAUGCAUCACAAGAAAACGGUUCCCAGCGGACCAACGAGCCCGAUCACGGUCGUGCACAAACUGCUUCCAUUUCAGCACAAGGAAGCUUCAAUAACAGCACAAUAACAAGGCAAGAUGAAGUUCGGGGCGACGAAAACUCGGACGGCGAUUCAGGGUUCAACGCAAAUGCUCGGUCUCUUCAGCACUACGACGCCAUCAAAGCACCAUCAGAAGGGAGCCCCUCGAGUGACACCCUCAACAGCAAGGUGUCUGAAUGGAGCUCGUCACACUUCCAUGAUCACACAGACAACCUGACUGAUGCUCAGCCGUCUCGACCGUCAAGCAGCAAUGCUGAUUUAGAGAGUGUCUUGCAAGCGCUUCAACGUGCCAGGAUUUCCCUGAGAACGAAGCUGAGCAGGCCAGUUCCUCCCAGCCAGGUGACCCUGGCGCUCCCGGCACCGGGGGACGAGCACAAAGAACACGACGACCUGCUGGCCAACGACGACAAGAAUUCCUAUGGAGAAGAGCUUAUCAGCUCAACUCCAGCUCGUCAGGAGAUAUUGGCGCUCCCGGCACCAGAUGAUUACCAUGAAAGGGAGGAUUUACCGGUCAAUGACACCGACAUUUCCCUGGCAGGAAAGCAGAUCAAUUCAAGCCCUCCUCGUGAGGAGAUUUUGGCGCUCCCCACACCAGGAGACGAUUACCGCGGAGAGAUAGAGGAUUACGUGAAGAUCCCUGUUAGCACUCCCGGACUGUUUCGACUGCCAACAGACUCAUUUCCAGCGGAUCAGACAAUGUUCUCAAGUAAUGCAUAUGGUCCAGGGCUUAGUUUGGGAGCAGCUGCUAGUCGACAUGCUGGCUUCACGAGCAACCCUGCUGCUCAUGGCACUGCUGCUCCAGAGGUUCCAUCGGUUUCUGGAGAUGGUUCUGGGUUUUCAGCAAAGCAACGCUAUGAUCUUCACAGUUCUGCACUGCUCUCGGUGCCUACUUCUGCUAGGUGUAGCGACAUUCCAAGACCAGAUUUUACAGUUGGGAGUACUUCUUUUCCUUUCGGAAUUCCAGGACUCAAGGAAGAUCUGAGGAGAGGAAUGCCUCUUGGAGAUGCAGAUUUGUUCAUGCAGCGUGGUAUCGAUUACACCAUUUCGAAUAAGUGGAUGCUGUAAGUUGUAACUAUACCACAUGUCCUUUCUGUUGAUGUCUGCAUUUGUUAGCAUUUCGUUGCCUGUAGUUUGGUAUAGCAGUAUAGAAGUGUGUACUGCAGUGGUUAAGCAGCGAUAGCUUUUUUUUUUCUACAAGCAGCACUGUGGUGAUGGAGAUGUCUGCUCUGGUUGUGCAAAGAUACUUGAGAUCAGCGAAGAUAAUUUUGCCCCC